Molecule: messenger RNA, 677 nt
Organism: Salarias fasciatus (jewelled blenny)
Lineage: Eukaryota; Metazoa; Chordata; Actinopteri; Blenniiformes; Blenniidae
Gene: pomp
Product: proteasome maturation protein
Exons: 6
Coding region: 70-495 (141 amino acids)
Biological process (GO): proteasome assembly
Cellular component (GO): cytoplasm; nucleus
Source: RefSeq, a predicted model, not a curated record
UCCGCGUGAAAGCUCACUGACCCGGAUGUUGAAGUGUAUCGAAAGGAAAGCGGAGGAUACUGAGUCACAAUGAAUACGCGGGGUCUCCGUUCUCAGCUGAAAGACAGCGUGCCAGUGGCUGGCUUCUGUCCGCAAGGAUCCUACGGAGUGCAGGACUCUCUACGAAGCGGUUUCACGAGUGUAAAGAAUGAGUUGAUUCCCAGCCACCCGCUGGAGCUGUCAGAGAAGAAUUUCCAGCAGAACCAGGACAAGAUGAACCUGUCGUCACUCAGAAACAUCCAGGGUCUGCACGCUCCGCUCAAGCUGCAGAUGGAGUACAGAGCAGCCCGACAGAUUCAGCGUCUGCCAUUCUUACCGAGCUCUCACUUGGCUCUGGACACUCUGAGAGGAAGUGACGAGUCCAUCGGCUUUGAGGACAUCCUGAACGAUCCAGGCCAGAGUGAGAUCAUGGGCGAGCCGCACAUGAUGGUGGAAUACAAACUGGGAAUGCUUUAAAAGAACAACCCUCCACACAGAUUAGGUUUAUGUUUAUCCACUCAAUAAGUCCUUCGCUUCAGAGAGUUUCAGGUUCUAAUCCGCUGCCGCAGGAGACCGGUUUGAUGUGUGUUUUGUUGAAAUCAGUCAUUCAAAGGCUGCUUUUCUAUGAUUUCUAAUAAACUUCAUAACGUUCCUCCUGA